GCGGAAGAGUCCUCUCUUUAAUUAGAGUAAAGUUCACGGACGAUAUUUGACCUGUCAAAUAUUGCGCCUCAGAUUUUGAGUUGAUCACGUCCACAUCAGCAUGUUUGCACUAAAGGCAUUAAGGGUUUUUUCUCCUGCGACGACAAAUGUUUAUUUGCGGAGUAAACAGGCGUUCAGCGUGACUAUGUCGAGAAUGCAGCAUGCGGAGGUCCAGCAUGGGGAAACAGCAGCACCCUUUCGACCAGAAACGUCCAUGGCCAAGACACUGAUGGACAUCGGCACCAGACGGAUCUUCUUAGAGGAGCAUGACCUGUUCCGUCAAAAUGUGAGGCGUUUUUUUCAGGAGGAAGUUGUUCCGUAUCACACUCAGUGGGAGAAGGCUGGUGAGGUCAGCAGAGAGGUUUGGAAAAAGGCCGGAGAACAUGGAUUGCUGGGAAUAUAUACACCUGAGGAGCAUGGAGGAAUCGGAGGGGACCUCCUGUCUGCUGCUAUAGUGUGGGAGGAGCAAAUGUACUGUAACUGCAGUGGUCCUGGGUUCUCUCUUCACUCUGAGAUUGUAAUGCCUUAUAUCAGUCACUAUGGCUCUAAGGCUCAGAUCGAGCACUAUAUUCCACAGAUGACUGCUGGGAAAUGCAUCGGAAAUUUUUUGUCUCAUGUGCUCUCUUUCAGGGCCUUUGCAGACUCCAGAGUUCAACCCAUCUACGGUGGAACCAACGAGAUCAUGAAAGAACUCAUCUCACGCAACAUCGUUAGUAAAAAAUAAAUGCAGGGAAUAUUAAAAAGAUGAGGGUUUGAUUUGGUGCCUCUUAUUUCUGUAGCUGGAGCUUCACUGAUUGUUGAUUAGAAAAAUGAUUUCAGAUAAGUUAUUCAACGCAUACAAAAUGUUCAUGUCAUGUGAAAGUCUGCUUAUAUCAUAUGAUGUCUGCAGAGAGAAGGUAUCUUCUGUUUGUGAAUCUGUGCUGCAUGUAUGGAUAUUUUAAGCAACAUUUGCCUCAGUUUGCACCACUAAAUGCAGAAAUGUGUAAACAUCAGAUGCUUUUGUAGUGAUUUGAUUGUUUUGAUAUGUGAAUACCAACUUUGUAUACUAUUAAAUCUUUAUAAAGAUAUUUCUAAAGAUG
This is a messenger RNA of Sinocyclocheilus grahami, 1118 nucleotides long. Its product is annotated as long-chain specific acyl-CoA dehydrogenase, mitochondrial-like. The transcript has 5 exons. The record is from RefSeq and is a predicted model, not a curated record. Gene Ontology annotation, molecular function: flavin adenine dinucleotide binding; long-chain fatty acyl-CoA dehydrogenase activity. Gene Ontology annotation, cellular component: cytoplasm; mitochondrion. Bases 101 to 763 code for a protein of 220 amino acids. NCBI's taxonomy places the organism in Eukaryota, Metazoa, Chordata, Actinopteri, Cypriniformes, Cyprinidae. Gene Ontology annotation, biological process: carnitine metabolic process, CoA-linked; fatty acid beta-oxidation using acyl-CoA dehydrogenase; long-chain fatty acid catabolic process.